This is a messenger RNA of Ctenopharyngodon idella (grass carp), 1420 nucleotides long. RefSeq names its product centrosomal protein 44 (gene cep44). The transcript is spliced from 11 exons. Bases 274 to 1380 code for a protein of 368 amino acids. NCBI's taxonomy places the organism in Eukaryota, Metazoa, Chordata, Actinopteri, Cypriniformes, Xenocyprididae. The record is from RefSeq and is a predicted model, not a curated record. Gene Ontology annotation, cellular component: spindle pole; centrosome.
AUGAUUAAGUUAAUAAAGUAAAUGCAUUAAUACAUACGUGAAGGAAUGGCGUAAAUUCACGAGUAAUUAAAUGAAACUGCAUCACCAAAAUUUGUAAAUGUGUGCUUCUAAAAGAAGCAAACUAAGACAUGAAUGUGUAGAAGUGAAACAAUGGAUUGAACCGUCGACUCCCGGUGCAUAGAAACCAAUCACAACAAACCCGAAUGUUUCAGCGGCAAAAACAAAAGGGAGGAAUUAGCAAUAAUUGUUUAACAAUAAAAUCCAACCAGCGAGAUGGCCACUGGUGAUCUGAAAGGAUGUUUAAGAAAGCUGGAAGUCUCUCUCCGUUCUCUAAAGUAUCCCAGAGAUGUGGACUAUCAAAGAUUGGCUGUGGGAGAUCCAUCAGCAUGUCUUCCCAUUGUGAGCUAUGCCUUCACAUCCUUUUCCCCAUCACUCACAGAGCACCUGGUCGAUUAUGGGGUGGAACUGACGGGAAUGAAUGACUUACGAUUUAUUGAGAAUGUUUACAAGGUCUUACGGGAUGUUUUCAGCUAUAAGCCAUUGUUGACCAAACAGCAGUUUCUUCAGUUUGGCUUUGCUGAGAGGAAAGUCACCAUUCUCUGUGAUAUCAUUGGCCUUGUUCUCAACAAGCACAAAGAACUCACUAAAGAAAGCAAGCAUGUCAGUAAGCCGAAGAGAAGACCUCAGUUGAAGAGCUGCAUUAAAAAUGAGAUCCCUUCUGCUGAGAGUAACUCACUGGUGUUAACAUCCCUGACAGUACCUCAGAAGCAGCCACUGGUAGAAAGGCAUCUUGGCAGCAGCUCAGCACCAACUCAGAUCAGACGCUCAUCAGAUGAGCAACCACGGCAGGAAGAGGAAACAGAAAAGAGGGAGUUAGACAGUGAGCAUAUAGAGGAUUCGCCUCAACCUACAGAUUCCACUGAGUGUGUGUUAGAGAGCCGGCUGAGGGGCGUGGAGGUAAGUCUUCUGGAGAGUGUUGGCAGGCUGGAGCAGCGAUUGGCCUUCAUGGAACACAGGAUACAUGCACUGGAGAAAAGCUUGGCUGGCAAGAUUAUCAUCGAGAGCAACCAGUGGGAGAACUUGGAGAGUCGCGUGCUGCUGCUGGAGACCAGGCUAGCACUGACCUCAGCACAGGGUCUAACUUCACAAGAUGGGGUCUUCAGCUCAGGCAAGGUUGAAUCUAAAGAGAACACAGUAUCUGCAAGUGGCUUUUCUGCUGUGAUUCAACCAUCAUCUGACAUCAGUGAUAAUGGGCAUAUUCUAGCCAGUUCUUCUCCCACAGCAACCCAGAAUUUUAAAGAAAGGCUGGACAGAAUAGUUUACAUGAUGAAGGAUACAUCUAACAUUCUGCAAAAUAUAGAGCCGACAAUACGAAUUUGAUCUCAUCUCAAGUUUAAUAAAAUAAAUAAUAAAAAAUUAA